GUUGUGCUGAAGAGUUGGCUUGGACAUGGCAGCCUGCUUUGUGUUAGCCGUUCAGUGUAGACUUUAACGUCUUCGUUUAUUUAAGAACAAUACUUGCACAAAGCAACUAAUAUGUUAUGCAUUACUGUGUACAAAUAUCUUUAGCUAACUAUGAUAUCGACGGCCGUUUGUUCUUUUUUAACGAAACAAGAGAAAGGAAUAAUUAGCUAGCUAGCCGUCGUUUCAGCGUUUGCGUUUGUCAUUCAUUGUGUUAGGUAGCCAGCUAGCUAGCCGGCUAGAUUGCUCUGCUGCUAAAAAAAGGGAAGGGGAUUAGCUAGCUAUUAAGGUAUUGCACUGAGCCUCAAUGCCCGAGCAAGGCCCUAGAAUGAAUGGUUUCUCCAUCGGCGAGUUGUGCUGGCUGUUUUGUUGCCCGCCCUGCCCGAGCCGCAUCGCCGCUAAACUCGCCUUCCUGCCACCGGAGCCCACGUACUCGGUGCAGACCGAUGCGGACGGGACCAGCAGCCUGCAUCUGAACGAGCGUGCGGACUGGCAGUACUCGCAGCGUGAGCUGGACGCCGUCGAGGUGUUCGACACCAGGACGAGCCGCGGAAACCGGGUGGAGUGCAUGUUCGUGCGCUGCGCCCCUAACAGCCGGUACACCCUGCUUUUCUCCCACGGCAACGCGGUGGACCUCGGCCAGAUGUGCAGCUUCUACAUCGGUCUGGGCUCCAGGAUCAACUGCAACGUCUUCUCGUACGAUUAUUCCGGCUACGGGGUCAGCACCGGAAAGCCGUCGGAGAAAAAUCUGUAUGCUGAUAUCGAAGCAGCGUGGCAAGUGCUUAGAACAAAGUACGGCGUGACCCCUGAGAACAUUAUCCUGUACGGCCAGAGCAUCGGCACGGUGCCCACGGUGGACCUGGCCUCCCGCUACGAGUGCGCGGCCGUCAUCCUCCACUCCCCACUCAUGUCCGGCCUCAGGGUGGCCUUCCCCGACACCAGGAAGACCUACUGCUUUGACGCCUUUCCGAGCAUCGACAAGGUGUCCAAGGUGGCGUCGCCCGUGCUGGUGAUCCACGGCACGGAGGACGAGGUCAUCGACUUCUCGCAUGGCCUGGCCAUCUACGAGCGCUGCCCGCGCCCCGUGGAGCCCCUGUGGGUGGAGGGUGCCGGCCACAACGACAUCGAGCUCUACGCCCAGUACCUGGAGAGGCUAAAACAGUUCAUCUCCUUCGAGCUGCCCAACUCCUGAGCAGCGGGGAAGAAGAGGAGGAGGAGGAGGGGGAGGAGGAGGUGGAGGAGGAGGAAGGCCAAGAAGCACAUCUGUCGACGGGUCCCCUUUGACAAGGAGCGAGGGACCCCACCCACAUUUGCACUUGCAUUUGAAUCUAGAUUCUUCUGAGCCUCUCUGACUUAGCUGUAUGUCCCAGCUGCAGCUUGGGAAGAGGGAGGGCCUCUAAAUGUGAUUUCAACCUUUGUGUUCUUUUAUACCUAAUAACAAAAGGAAUUAAAGU
Molecule: messenger RNA, 1490 nt
Organism: Megalops cyprinoides (Indo-Pacific tarpon)
Lineage: Eukaryota; Metazoa; Chordata; Actinopteri; Elopiformes; Megalopidae
Gene: abhd17c
Product: abhydrolase domain containing 17C, depalmitoylase
Exons: 3
Coding region: 344-1228 (294 amino acids)
Biological process (GO): protein depalmitoylation
Cellular component (GO): plasma membrane; endosome membrane
Molecular function (GO): palmitoyl-(protein) hydrolase activity
Source: RefSeq, a predicted model, not a curated record